Molecule: messenger RNA, 1806 nt
Organism: Molossus molossus (Pallas's mastiff bat)
Lineage: Eukaryota; Metazoa; Chordata; Mammalia; Chiroptera; Molossidae
Gene: PAQR6
Product: progestin and adipoQ receptor family member 6
Exons: 8
Coding region: 108-1142 (344 amino acids)
Cellular component (GO): membrane
Molecular function (GO): signaling receptor activity
Source: RefSeq, a predicted model, not a curated record
CUCCUUCCUUCCGUUGGCCUGGCUGGCAGAAGCACCCUGGGCCUGCUGACCCACCUGCGUAGGAACGCCAGUAAAGUUCUGGGUCAACGUGGAGGUGCCAGGCCACCAUGCUCAGUCUCAAGCUACCCCAACUCCUGCAAGUCCACCAGGUCCCCCGGGUGUUCUGGGAAGACAGCAUCAUGUCUGGCUACCGCUGCCCCACCAGCUCGGCCUUGGACUGUAUCCUCAGCUCCUUCCAGAUGACCAACGAGACUGUCAACAUCUGGACUCACUUCCUGCCCACCUGGUAUUUCCUGUGGCGCCUGCUGGCGCUCUCAGGGGGCCCGGGCUUCUGGGCGGAGCCCUACCACUGGCCGCUGCUGGUUUUCCUGCUGCCCGCCUGUCUCUACCCUUUCACGUCGUGCUGUGCGCACACCUUCAGUUCUAUGUCACCCCGCGCUCGGCACAUCUGCUACUUCAUGGAUUAUGGAGCGCUCAGCCUCUACAGCCUGGGCUGCGCCUUCCCCUAUGCCGCCUAUUCCAUGCCGACCUCCUGGCUGCACGGCCGCCUGCAUCAGCUCUUUGUGCCUGCCGCCGCACUCAAUUCCUUCCUGUGCACCGGCCUCUCCUGCUACUCCCGGUUCCCUGAGCUGGAAAGCCCUGGGUUCAGUAAGAUCCUCCGUACAGGCGCCUUCGCCUACCCCUUCCUGUAUGACAACCUCCCACUCUUCUAUCGGCUGGGACUGUGCUGGGGUAGGGGCCACAGCUGUGGGCAGGAGGCACUGAGCACCAGCCAUGGCUACCACCUCUUGUGUGCACUGCUCACUGGUUUUCUCUUCGCCUCUCACCUGCCUGAGCGGCUGGCACCAGGACGCUUUGACUACAUCGGCCACAGCCACCAGCUAUUCCACAUUUGUGCAGUGCUGGGUACCCACUUCCAGCUGGAGGCAGUGUUGGCUGAUAUGGGAUCUCGCCAAGCCUGGCUGGCCACGCAGGACCCGCCCCUGGGCCUGGCAGGCACAGUGACCACGCUAGGCUUGGCAGUGGCUGGGAACCUGCUCAUCAUUGCUGCCUUCACAGCCUCCCUAUUUCGGGUCCCCAGUACAUGCCCCCUACUGCAGAGUGGCCCGCUGGAGGGGGGUACUAACACCAAACAACAGUGAGGCCCCAUCUCUGAGCCAGCCCUGGAGGGAGGCAAAGGCCAGGCCUUGAUGCUGGGGAGGAGCCCAGACCCAGACCUGAAAAAGUUGGGGGCACAUCUAAGCCUGGAACCAAAAGUAACUGAGGAGAGAGUACAGAGGAGAAAAGGCAAAGAAAGGAUAGGAGAGAAGAGCUGGUGGGGCUGGCAGAGCAGGAGGGUCACAGGGGGUGCUCUUGAUGGGUCUUGGGGAAGUGCUGAGGGUCUGAGAGGGAACAUGUGUGUGUCCAGGCUGGAGAGCCCUCCCGCCCUGGCAGAGGCUGAGAUGGGGAGGUGCUGGGGCCCUUUUACAUCUGGUCCCAUUUCUGGUCCUCCUGAAAUUCUAUGCUCAGCCCAAGGAAGAACUAACAUGACUAACCUAGGUCAACCCUGAAUGCUUGUUAACCAGGCCAGGAGGCCUGCUCCUGCCCGCCACCUCCCAAACCAGGCAGUGCCAUCUGCCGGCAGCCCUUUGCCUAUAGUGUUGAGUCUGUCCUGGUCACAGUCAUGUACUCAAGGUGUUCAAGUCUUUGGGAUUUGGGUCUAUUUGGGUGUCAUGGAUGGUACAGUGGGCUGGGGUGAGGGAAGGGUGCUGGGCUAGAGGGGAAACCCUAGUUAGACUUUAGGAAGCCACCUUUAGUGCUUCUGGA